Molecule: messenger RNA, 687 nt
Organism: Lasiosphaeria miniovina
Lineage: Eukaryota; Fungi; Ascomycota; Sordariomycetes; Sordariales; Lasiosphaeriaceae
Product: beta-lactamase superfamily domain-containing protein
Exons: 3
Coding region: 1-687 (228 amino acids)
Biological process (GO): N-acylethanolamine metabolic process; N-acylphosphatidylethanolamine metabolic process
Cellular component (GO): cytoplasm; membrane-bounded organelle
Molecular function (GO): N-acylphosphatidylethanolamine-specific phospholipase D activity
Source: RefSeq, a predicted model, not a curated record
AUGGCGCCUCCUAAGACCGUGCAGAAAGAAAGCCGGCUCCUGGGGAAGCUCCUGGUGCCCGACACGUCCAAUGUCAAGAUCCCGUCAGCGACAGCGAAGUUUUUACCGUCGCACGCCGCAAGCACUGCUGCUCUGCGUUCCACGUGGUUCGGCCACGCAAGCUGCUAUGUCGAGCUCCCCUCCGGAUUCCGCACCCUGUUCGAUCCCGUCUUUGAGGAGCGCCUCAGCGCCAUGGGCCGCAAGCGCUUCACCCCAGCCGCCUGCAGGCCGGGGGACUUCCUGGCGCUCGGCGCCGUUUUCAUCAGUCACAGCCACCACGACCACCUCUCGCUGCCGUCGGUCAAGGAGCUUGUUCGUGCUUACCCUGGCGUGCAUUUCUUCGUCGGCCUGGGGCUGGCAAAGUGGUUCCAGGACAGCGGGGUAAGCGCAGCGACAGAGAUGGACUGGUGGGACGGUGCCGACGUGGUCUUGAAGAGGAGCAGGGCUUCAGAGGCCGGUGUCGAUGCCGGCCAGGGUGUUGGGAACGACAAUUCGUCUCCGCCAGAACGCAUCAGCUCGGGCGGCAAGUCGGUGUGGUUUGCCGGCGACACGGGCUACCGGUCUAUGCCCGAAGGCAUGGAGGAGCUUGGGCCGGGCUUCGACGAGCUGCCCCGAACUCCCGGGUUCACGCAGAUCGGGAGUCAGUGA